CUUUUGAGCAUUAUCCAGAGAUUAUGGAGAACAUUGAACGUGUUGGCUUUGUGAAGCCGACCCCUAUACAGUCCCAAGCCUGGCCUGUGUUGCUGUCUGGAGAGGACCUCAUAGCCAUCGCCCAGACAGGAACAGGGAAGACACUGGCGUACCUGCUGCCCGGCUUCAUUCAUAUGGAUGGACAGCCUGUUCCCAAAUCUGAGAGAGGAGGCCCAGGUAUGUUGGUUUUGACUCCCACCAGAGAGUUGGCAUUACAGAUUGAGACAGAAUGUGGAAAGUACCAAUACAAGGACUACAAGAGUAUCUGCAUUUACGGAGGAGGGGACAGGCGGGGUCAGAUCAAUGUGGUCAAAUGUGGAGUAGAUAUUGUGAUUGCCACACCAGGCCGACUCAAUGAUUUACAGAUGAAUGAACUCAUCAAUCUACGCUCCAUCAAUGUCUCUUGUACAUUGUGUACAUUAUUUUAGUUACAUUCGUAUAUGGUUUAUAUUCAGUGAAA
Messenger RNA from Periophthalmus magnuspinnatus, 499 nucleotides. Its product is annotated as probable ATP-dependent RNA helicase DDX53. The transcript is spliced from 4 exons. Lineage: Eukaryota; Metazoa; Chordata; Actinopteri; Gobiiformes; Gobiidae. The coding region runs from base 24 to 467 and encodes 147 amino acids. The record is from RefSeq and is a predicted model, not a curated record. Gene Ontology annotation, molecular function: RNA helicase activity; ATP binding; RNA binding.